AUGACAAGAAUUUCCUGCAGCUCACACGAGGACGUCAAUGCCCGCGUUGAGUCGCCAGUCACUCUUCGCGCCUAUCUGCUUUGCGUCUUCGCGGCCUUUGGUGGUAUCCUGUUCGGAUACGACUCGGGAUACAUCAAUGGCGUCCUCGGCAUGAACUACUUCAAGCAGGAGUUUGGAGGUCCGUCAAAUAACGAAGAUGCGUAUAAUGGCCAUCUCUACGCCACCUGGCAGAAGUCGCUCAUCGUUUCCAUCCUCUCUUGCGGCACCUUCUUCGGCGCGCUCAUCGCUGGCUCCGUCGCCGACUGGAUUGGCCGUCGUUCGACUAUCAUUGUCGGAUGCGGCAUCUUCUCCGCUGGUGUCGUCCUGCAAGUCGCCUCUACCGCAGUCGGCCUCCUCGUCGCCGGCCGUCUGAUCGCUGGCUUCGGUGUCGGCUUCGUCUCGGCCAUCAUCAUCCUGUACAUGUCGGAAGUGGCGCCCAAGGCCGUCCGCGGCGCCAUCGUCUCCGGCUAUCAAUUCUUCAUUACAGUCGGCUUGUUACUCGCUUCUGUCGUUGACCAGGGCACGCAUAGCAUGAUGAACACGGGCUCGUACCGCAUUCCCAUGUCCAUCCAGUGGGUCUGGGCGCUCGUUCUGGGCACCGGCCUUUUCUUGCUCCCGGAGUCGCCCCGUUACUAUGUCAAGAACGAUCGUCUGGAUGAUGCUGCGAAGGCUCUGAGUAUUCUCCGUGGCCAGCCGGUCGAAUCGCAGUAUAUCAAGGAUGAGCUGGCUGAGCUGGUGGCUAAUUACCGCUACGAGAUGGAGACUAUGCAGUCUAGCUGGAUGGACUGCUUCCGUGGCGGCUGGAAGCCUUCUGGUAAUCUCCGUCGUGUUGUUCUCGGCAUGGCGUUGCAGAUGAUGCAGCAAUGGACGGGCAUAAACUUUAUCUUCUACUACGGCACCUCGUUCUUCCAGCAAGUCGGCAUCGAGAACGAAUUCGCUAUCUCCAUGGUGACGACCGCCGUCAACGUCCUCUCAACCCCGAUCUCCUUCUGGACCGUUGAGAAGCUCGGCCGGCGCACGCUCCUCAUCUACGGCGCCAUCGGCAUGGUCGUCUGCGAAUUCAUCGUCGCCAUCGUGGGCACUGCCAUGGGCGACGAGUCCGACGCAGCGGGCUACUGCCUCAUCGUCUUCACCUGCUUCUACAUCUUCUUCUUCGCCUCCACUUGGGGCCCCGCCGCCUGGGUCGUCAUCGGCGAGAUCUUCCCGCUGCCGAUUCGCGCCAAGGGCGUUGCGCUCAGCACGGCCUCCAACUGGCUCUGGAACUUCGCCAUCGGCUACAUCACACCCUACAUGGUCGACGAGGACGAGGGCAACCUCAAGUCCAAGGUCUUCUUCGUCUGGGGUUCCACCUGCGUCCUAUGCGUCCUCUUCAGCUACUUCCUCGUCCCCGAGACCAAGGGCCUCUCGCUUGAGCAGGUCGACCGCAUGCUCGAGGAGACCACCCCCCGGACCAGCAGCAAGUGGGUGCCGCACUCGACGUACGCGGACCACGCCGCCGAACGGGACUCGGAGAAGAUGGUCAACAAGGCUGUGCAUUUGGCCGGCGGCCAGCACGUCGAGCAUAAGGAGGUCUAGGCAUGCCGCCUUGGCUUCCCGCGCUGCUGUACGAUAGCAUCCCUCCGGAUGGGAUGGGGAGUGCGCUUGCUUUGGAGCCGGCUUCUUCGGCAGCAGCUUUGCCUGCUGCGCCCUCGGUGAGAAUGGUAUAGCGUCACCGUUACACGUAAAGAAAGGCGGUAAUGAGGGUGGUGAUGGUGGUGUGUUUUAUUCACUGGUAUACCCUGGGAACGGGGGGUCACGGUCACGGCGUUCUUGCUUUCACACGUAUGGUCGGUUAGACGGAAUCUUCCCCUCGCUUUAGUCGCCUCCUCUCUCUCACUCUCUCAUUGAGCAUUCAUGGCUUGCGGCUGCAUGGUCAUCAGCGCUCGCGAGAUAUCCUCUG
This is a messenger RNA of Trematosphaeria pertusa, 1978 nucleotides long. RefSeq names its product MFS monosaccharide transporter-like protein. Lineage: Eukaryota; Fungi; Ascomycota; Dothideomycetes; Pleosporales; Trematosphaeriaceae. Gene Ontology annotation, cellular component: membrane. The transcript has 4 exons. Gene Ontology annotation, biological process: transmembrane transport; carbohydrate transport. The record is from RefSeq and is a predicted model, not a curated record. Bases 1 to 1614 code for a protein of 537 amino acids. Gene Ontology annotation, molecular function: carbohydrate:proton symporter activity.